Messenger RNA from Dryobates pubescens (Downy woodpecker), 6608 nucleotides. It is a transcript of the gene FMN2, whose product is annotated as formin 2. Bases 207 to 5021 code for a protein of 1604 amino acids. Gene Ontology annotation, cellular component: endoplasmic reticulum membrane; cytoplasm; actin filament. Gene Ontology annotation, molecular function: microtubule binding. The record is from RefSeq and is a predicted model, not a curated record. The transcript is spliced from 19 exons. NCBI's taxonomy places the organism in Eukaryota, Metazoa, Chordata, Aves, Piciformes, Picidae. Gene Ontology annotation, biological process: intracellular transport; intracellular signal transduction; actin nucleation.
AUGUCCCAGCGGAGAGCAGUGCAAGCGGCACAUUAUGCAAAAAGGCAGCUCUAGCAGAUGGGAGAGAGGCACAGCAAGCAUUUGCUUCACUUGCAUCAGUACUGCUUGAAAACAAACCUGGAUCGCUAGAGGAGAUCUCGCCAGGAGGCCAAAGGAAUGAAAACCGGGAGCAUGGCUUGAUUGCUGAAAGUGUACUGCAAAAAAUCAUGGGGAAUCAAGAUGGGAAGCUAAAGAAAAAUACAGGUGAUGUGCAUGAAGGAGGAGAGGAUGUCUCUGGGCCGAAGGAUACAGAUGGCACAAAGAAGGUAUCGGGAAGCAGAAGGGGGCUGGGGAAACAUGCAAAAGGAAGUGAAUCUGGUAAGAAGAAGGGUAAGUCAGACUCUAAGGCCUCAGUGUUUUCAAAUCUGAGGAUCAGAAAAAAUCUCUCCAAGGCUAAGGAUGGGAACAGUAGUUCACGGGAGGAUGUUUUGGAAAGCCAGGCCUUGCGGGGUGGAGAGCUGGACAAUUCAAUUGUUACCAAAACUCCAGAUAUAAGCAUCUCUGCAGAUGAAGGAGGUCUCUCUGACACAGAUGUUGAGCAUUUUGAAAUCAGAAAUGAAACUGUCCCAGCUGCUGCAGAGACACAGGAUGGACAAAGAACCAGCUCUGGCUCUGAUACAGAUAUAUACAGUUUCCAUUCAGCCACAGAACAAGAGGAUUUGCUUUCUGAUAUCCAGCAAGCUAUUAGACUGCAGCAGCAGCAGCAGGGGGCAAUUAACAUUGGAACUGAGGACCUUGUCACCAAAACAAUGGGCCGUCACAUGGCUAAUUCGCAGGCAGCCCCCUUAGAUUUUGAACGGUUUCUUUCAGUAACUACCACUGACAAAGAAAGGAGCCCAGACACUGAGGGGGCUUUUCCAGAGGUAUCUGAAAUUGCAGAAAACAUUCCCGUCUCCUGUGCAACUGAACGUGAAGUGAAAGAAGUGGAAAAUGGCACAGGCUCUCCUGGUAACCGUUUAUUUGAAGCACAAGAACGUAAGCUAUUGAUUGAGGAACAGGAACAGCUCGUUGCUGGAGUGGAUGCUGUAGCUAGUGAACUAAAAGAUGAUUUAAAUAGAACUGUGGUAGAAAAUGGGUCUCAGACAUGCAGUUCCAAACAACCUUUUUCAACCUCAGUGGCAGAUGCUGAGACUAAAAUUGCUGAAGUGCAGGCUGUUGAUUUGCAGGGAUCAGUAACAGAGGAUGCUGUUUCAGAUGCAGGCCGUGAUCAUACUGCUGAUACUCAGGAAGGGAAGAACACUGUAUCAGCCAGUCAAGAGGACCUGCAUAAUGGUUUAUCCACGGAAAUUAAAAACGGCAUUUUGUCCUCUGAGGGGACAGCAGGCAGUCCAAUGCUUGGUUCCCGAUGCUUUAAGCCCUAUCUAAUUAAUCCUUGUUACAUCAAAACCACAACAAGGCAGCUGAGUUCUCCCAACCAUUCACCUUCUCCCUCUCCAUCUCAGAGCCCACAUUUUACAAGGAGGCAAGAAUCCUUCCCCAAAAAAGAAAAAGUCUCAACCAAGAAGCAGCGGUCUGUUAGUUUGACAGGUUUAUUUAGUCGUUCUGCAGACUGGACAGAUGAGAUAGCUAAUCAGAAUCGUGAUAUAACGCAGAAGGUGGGCUCUGCAGUCUACUUAGAGCACAAGGGGUUGAGAGAGAAAUCUCAAACGGAAAGAGUGCCUUUGACUCAUUCAAGAAAGUCCUCAGGGGUACAGGCUUCUACAGAGACAUUUCCCAAUGUAUUUUCAGGACGAACUCUGCUGGAAAAGCUCUUCAGCCAGCAGGAAAAUGCACCACAAGAAGAAGCAGAAAAGCUAUGUUCUCGCAUUAUUGCAAUGGGUCUUUUGCUUCCAUUCACUGACUGCUUCAGAGAACCAUGUAAUCAGAGUGCUCAGCAAAGCACACCCACAUUUGAUCAAGACCAGCUUUAUACUUGGGCUGCAGUUAGCCAACCCACACAUUCAUCAGAUUACAUUGAAGGAAGCUUUCCCAGAAGAAUUCCUUCUGCAUGGCCCCCACCCAAACCUCCAGAUGAAGAACAAAGACUCAAAAUUAAGGGAGAAGAGUUGAAAUCUACUGUUCUUGAAACAGAGAAACAAUACACAGGAGGUGUUCAACAGGUACAGAAAGAAGACUGUUCCACAGUACCUGGGUCCUGGGAUGAUUUUGAAGUGAAAUCUGAGGAGCGUGCCAGUGUCAUCCAGCAACUUGAGCAAACUAUAGAGGAUCUGAGAAGCAAAAUUGCAGAACUAGAGAAACAGUUCCCUGCUGCAGAAGUACAAACUGCUGUGAAGGAGCAGGAAAAUCAGCACACACAUGCAGUCUGCAGGGACCUCAGCAGCAUGACUCUUCAUACAAAAGAAGAGGAGACCACACACAAGACUGUGUCACAAGCAAGAUCUGUACAAACGUCACCAAUGGAGGAUUAUUUAACACAUAUAAUGCCUUCAGCCAAUGCACUGCCACAGCCACCAGCUCUACCACACUCAGAAAGUGGCAAAAGUGAAGGGCCAACUCAGAAACUGCCAGCUCUAGAACUACAGCCCACAUUUUGUUCUGAAAUCUCUUUAGUUCUGUCACCGAAACUAAUCUCUGUGCCCCUGGAUCAAAGCCAAUCAAUACAGAGUAUGCAACAGUCACCUCUUCCAGGACCCAAAAUUAAUUCAUUCCUUGCAUUUGAAGGAGAGACUGAAAUGGCAGCUUCUUCAAGUACUGUAGAUGUGACUUGUAGUGAACAUCCCCCUUCUUUACCCCCAGAAUCCACAUGUAGCAUUCCCUCAUCACUGCCAGCAUCCCUGCCUGGAGCUCAUGGUCCUUCCCUUGCCACUCCCAUGUCCAUGGCAGGUGUGCCACCCCCACCACCCCUGCCGAGCUCAGGACUCACUCCCUCUUCUGGUUCAGCAGUACCACAGCUGGACCACACUUUCCCAAUUCCACCACCACCCCCUCCUCCACCUCCACCAUUGCCAAGUGAGGAGACAUCAAUUCUGCCUCCUCACCCUCUUCUCCCAUGUGCUGGAGUCCCACAACCACCUCUACCACCACCCUUGCCUGUAGCAGGAGUCCCACCCACUCUGCCCAGUUGGGGCAUCCCUCCUCCCCCUCCGCCACCUCCACCUCCUCUGCCUGGUGCAGGUGUCCCCCCUCCGCCACCUCCACCUCCUCUGCCUGGUGCAGGUGUCCCCCCUCCUCCACCUCCACCUCCUCUGCCUGGUGCAGGUGUCCCCCCUCCGCCACCUCCACCUCCUCUGCCUGGUGCAGGUGUCCCCCCUCCUCCACCUCCACCUCUGCCUGGUGCAGGUGUCCCUCCUCCACCACCACCUCUGCCUGGUGCAGGUGUCCCUCCUCCACCACCACCUCUGCCUGGUGCAGGUGUCCCUCCUCCACCACCACCUCUGCCUGGUGCAGGUGUCCCUCCUCCACCACCUCCCCUGCCUGGUGCAGGAGUCCCUCCUCCACCACCACCUCUGCCUGGUGUAGGUGUCCCUCCUCCACCACCUCCUUUGCCAGGGCAGGGAAUUCCACCUCCAGCCCCACCACCUCUGCCUGGAGGAGCACCACCUCUUCCAGCAUCAGCCCAAGGAAGCACAUACCCAACAGUCCCACAGGGAUGUGGGUUUCUUCCUCCUCCAUUACCAGCUGGUUUAUUUGCAAUGGGGAUGAAUCAGGAGAAAGGGAGCAGGAAACAUGUGAUAGAACCUUCUCGGCCAAUGAAGCCUCUUUACUGGACAAGAAUUCAGCUUCACAGUAAAAGAGAUUCUAGUGCUUCACUUGUGUGGGAAAAAAUUGAAGAGCCUACCAUAGAUUAUCAUGAGUUUGAAGAACUGUUUUCUAAAACAGCUGUUAAAGAGAGGAAGAAACCCAUUUCGGACACCAUUACAAAAACAAAGAGCAAACAAGUUGUCAAGUUGUUAAGUAACAAAAGAUCUCAAGCUGUUGGAAUAUUAAUGUCUAGCCUUCACUUAGACAUGAGGGACAUUCAGCAUGCUGUUGUGAACUUGGACAACUCUGUUGUUGACCUAGAGACCCUUCAAGCCCUGUAUGAGAAUAGAGCACAAUCAGAUGAAUUAGAAAAAAUAGAAAAGCAUAGCAAGUCAUCCAAGGAAAAAGAAAACGCCAAGUCUUUGGAUAAGCCUGAACAGUUCCUUUAUGAACUUUCACUAAUUCCAAACUUUUCAGAACGUGUGUUUUGCAUUCUGUUCCAAUCAACAUUUUCAGAAAGCAUUUGUUCAAUACGGCGCAAACUUCAGUUGUUACAGAAGCUCUGUGAGACAUUGAAAAAUGGGUCAGGAGUUAUGCAGGUCCUGGGUUUGGUUCUUGCCUUUGGAAAUUACAUGAAUGGUGGAAACAGGACACGAGGACAAGCUGAUGGAUUUGGACUAGAUAUCUUGCCAAAACUUAAAGAUGUCAAAAGCAGUGACAACAGCAGAAGUCUUCUAUCUUACAUUGUCUCCUACUAUUUGCGUAAUUUCGACGAGGACGCUGGAAAAGAACAGUGCAUCUUUCCUCUUCCAGACCCACAAGAUCUCUUUCAGGCUUCACAGCUGAAGUUUGAUGACUUUCAAAAAGAUCUCCGCAAAAUGAAAAAAGAUUUGAGAGUAUGUGAGACAGAAGCAGCAAAAGUUUAUCAGCUAUCACUAGAGGAGCACCUCCAGCCUUUCAAAAACAGCAUGGAGCAAUUCAUUAGUCAAGCUAAAAUAGACCAAGAAAAUGAAGAGAAGUCACUGACAGAAGCGCAUAAAAGCUUUUUGGAAACUGCAGCCUAUUUCUGCAUGAAACCAAAAAUGGGAGAGAAAGAGGUGUCCCCACAUUCUUUCUUCAGUAUUUGGCAUGAAUUCAGUUCUGACUUCAAAGACUUGUGGAAAAAGGAAAACAAACUUAUUCUCCAAGAAAGAGUUAAAGAAGCAGAGGAAGUCUGCAGACAGAAGAAGGGGAAGUCGCUAUACAAUAUAAGGCCAAAACAUGACUCCGGAAUUAAAGCAAAGAUAAGUAUGAAAAUCUGAGAGAAGAAAAGCAGAAGCUGUUGUUACCUGAUUACCAAAACUCGACAUGCCUGUGGGUGGAGAGUGAGAGGGAAGGAAACUACAUCAUUGUGAUCGUUUGCUUUCUUGGCCUCUUUGAAUUCAGUUUCUAUUUUCUGGAGUUUUCCACCAAUUAAUGUAUUAUUGUACAUUCAUUCACAAACAUCAUCACUUUAAUGGAGAGCCCAGCAAUAGAUUAGGUAUGGACUAGAAACACCUUCCUUGUACUCUUAUCUCCUCUGCCACUCAAAAAUUGUAUUUUGUAAAGUGUAUGGUAUAUUACAAAUAGGCCAAGUCAGCAUGCAUAAAAAGUGGUGUCUGCAUCAGUUCUGAACAUGCUGAAAACUGCAUUAAGUUGAACUUCAUAAGAAUGCAACUCUACACAGGAAAACGGUUCCAUUCCUACUGGCAACAUCUGUCUAACACAAAUACUUCAUGGCACUGCACUUAGAUUAGGGAAAGAAAUGUUUCUCCUAGUGAAUUGUGUGUAUCUGUUUCAUGUUGGCAUUUGUAGUUUGUAUUUUGAAUUGUUAAGUGCUGUUUAUACAGUAUAAUCAAUGCUUUCCCAACUUGUUUGGUUGCCCUCCAUGACUAAAUAUUUGUGGAACAAGAUGUUUACUGUAACUAUCUUUAAAAUCAAUAAAGCAGCAUACUUUUACUUCAUCUUUUGCCAGACAGUGAAUGCCAGGUGGUAUGGGGGUCAGAAAUCCAGCAUUAAACAAAUAGGAAAAGAAAAGAAAAUGAUUAGGUAAAAAGCAGGAAAAUACAGAAAGCACAGAAGUAUGAUAGAGAGUAUGAUAUUUGGCUAUUAUAGUUUGUUAAUAUAUAAAGCAGCUAAUACUUUUACAGGAACGUUAGAAGGUAUAGUAUAGAUUUAACUACUGAUCGCUUAAAUCAGGCUUUUGGCCACAUGUACAUGGCUUCCCUUUCAGAAUUAGCUUUACAGUUAAUUUAAAACUCCUUUAGAGAGCCAUUAAAAGAUGCACAUGGGGACUGACAUUUAUGAAAAACAGUAGCAAAUUCUAGUGACAGAACAUAGACUACCAACUAAUUGACAUCAAUUUCACACUUAACAGAGCUGCAGAUUUUUCCUCCAGGCUUUCAGUGUGCCUGACUAGGAGGUUAAUCAUUGAAAUUUAUAACUUAGGGCUUCCAUUUUAGACCAUGUGUUUAAUUCCUUUUUGCACUGCAGAAUUUACUAUAUCAGUUUUGAUCUGCUUAACCAAAACCAACCCCUUUUUCUUGUUCUAAUUUAAGAGCCCCAAACCAAUCGGCCUGAUUGAUAACAUUUUUCUUUCAAAGAGCACUUUUCCUGAAAGCAGACUGUGUGCACAACUGAAUUGGAUGCACAUGCUCACAACCUUGGAGCCUGAAAAAACACUGGGGUAUGGCAAAUGAACUCUGAUGUGCUGGAUUGGCUUAUUCCCUGUCUAAUAUAGGACAUCAAGAGACAUUUCUAGCUGUCCAGAGGCUAAUACAUCCUACAGAAUGUCAUAAAAGGAAGCGUGAAGUAUGACCUCAGGAAUCUGUUACUCUUCACAUAUACCGAGCACUAGAAAAGAUGGUUGU